CCAAGUAUUUCAGCAGGAGUGCUGGCAAUUGCCUCACCCUUCCUGGAUUUGGCAAAAUAUGAUUCACUCCACCCUGGGGUGGGCCACUGGUCAGGUGGACGGACCAUAAAUAGGGUCCCCCGGGCAGCCUUCUCACUCGCCUCCCCCUCCUUCAGUGGCUGUGUGGAGGACCAGCCUCCUCGGCUCUGAAACCAUGGCCCUAAGUCUCCUGUGGUUGGGCCUCACCCUGCUGGGGGCCCUGCAGACCCAGGCCCAGGGCACCACCCUCAACUGGAUCCCGGCACCCCCUCUGUCCGAGGUCCCGCUGCAGCCCAACUUCCAGGCUGACCAGUUCCAGGGGAAGUGGUACGUCAUAGGCCUGGCGGGGAACGCAGUUAAGAAGGAAAAGCAAGGCCAGUUUAAGAUGUACACCACCACCUACGAGCUCAAAGAAGAUGGCAGCUACAACGUCAUCUCCACCCUACUCAGGGGCCAGCUCUGUGACAACUGGAUCAGAACUUUUGUCCCAAGUCUCCAGCCGGGCCAGUUCAAACUGGGUGAUAUUAAGAAAUACUCUGGAUUGCAGAGCUAUGUCGUGCGUGUGGUGUCCACCAACUACAGCCAGUUCGCCAUAGUAUUCUUCAAGAAGGUUUCCAACAACCAAGAGUACUUCAAAACCACGCUUUACGGGAGGACCAAGGUGCUGUCCCCUGAGCUGAAGGAGAACUUUGUCCGCUUUGCCAAGUCUCUGGGCCUCACCGAUGACAACAUCAUCUUCCCCGACGCAAUCGACCAGUGCAUCGACGGCCAGUGAGCAUGCACGGCCUCCUGUCUCCCUCAGCUCCCAUCGCCUUCAUGUCUUCAGCCUUUGCCCGUCAUGCCACCCAGCUGUCCUCACCAGCCUGGGCCCCCGUGGAAGGAGAGGGCCCAGAGAUGCUUCUCAUGGCACUGGCACCAGCUGCUCCCUGGGCUGCCCUGCUGAUGGAGCCCCACCCUGCCUGCUAAAUAAAGAUAUCCCCCCCGCC
Messenger RNA from Phacochoerus africanus (Common warthog), 1004 nucleotides. It is a transcript of the gene LCN2, whose product is annotated as lipocalin 2. Gene Ontology annotation, molecular function: small molecule binding. The transcript is spliced from 7 exons. Bases 194 to 793 code for a protein of 199 amino acids. NCBI's taxonomy places the organism in Eukaryota, Metazoa, Chordata, Mammalia, Artiodactyla, Suidae. The record is from RefSeq and is a predicted model, not a curated record.